Molecule: messenger RNA, 1070 nt
Organism: Sinocyclocheilus grahami
Lineage: Eukaryota; Metazoa; Chordata; Actinopteri; Cypriniformes; Cyprinidae
Product: prostaglandin-H2 D-isomerase-like
Exons: 7
Coding region: 84-641 (185 amino acids)
Source: RefSeq, a predicted model, not a curated record
UUUCCCCAUUGCUUCUUUGAUAUGCCAUUAGCUUUGUGUUCCUCACUUUUCCAUACAACAUAAGAGGUGUUUGAACUUUCAGCAUGACUCUGGCAUUAGCACUUUUGCUUUGUAUGUUUUUGGGGACACAUGGUUUCAACACACAGCUUGUUAUUGAACCUCAGCCCAACUUUGAUGUGGAGAAAUUCCUUCUAGUACCAGAUGCCAAUGGAUAUGUGAAUCUGACCAUGUGGAGCAUAAGACCAUAUGGAUGCUCCAUCAGUGUUUAUUCAUAUGAGAAGACAGAUGUUCCUGGAGAAUUCACUUACUUCAGCAAAAGGCACAAGAUAAUAAAAGACAUCACAAUAGUGGAGACCAAUUACACUGAUUAUAGUUUGGUCCUUAAAUACAAGAACAUGCACAAAGAAUACACUCAAGUAGCUCUUUACGGACGGUCAUCCAUACAAAGGCCGGAACUAAUAGAGAAGUUCAGAUCUUUUGCUUUAUCUCUGGGCUUUUCUGACGAGGCCAUUGUCAUUGCAGCAGAUGUUGAUCCCUGCCCUAUUCUAGAACCAAGGAAUACAGCAGAAUUCAGAGAGGAGAAAUCUUCACAAUCUCCUAAACAAUCAGUCUUUGGCACCGAGAAUCUUUCCCAAGUGUGACAGGAUGUUUUUAUUCGGUAACUCACUCUAACUUUAUAACUAACUGUAUACUUUCACCAUCUUUCAGCCAGCCGUGGAUUCAGACCUUGGGUUACAUAUAUACUGUUUUGUUACACAUUUGGGGAAAAGUGUCUGUUUUAACCCAAACAAUCAUUGGAGAAAUGCAACACUAUAACAUCGUCAAUGUAACGCAGUUGUAUUACGUUCGUAAAGCCAGCAGGUGGCGCAGUUGUAACAGGACACAAACAGCCAGCAUCUCAUAAUCUAGUGUUCCACCUGACACAAACAGUGCUAACAAUAAUGAUGUAUCUCACAUGUGUUACUGUAGUUGCUUGCCUAAUGUUUACAGAACAAGUGUGUCAAAUCUUUGUGAUCAUUAUACAACGACUGUAUUUUCAAAAUGAGUAGGCUAAUAAAAGUUUGUUGUUG